AUGCAAGGGGAACAUUCCAGAGCUAGAACCCCUGAAAGACCAAUUAGAACAGUCGGCAACUGUAUCCGAGAUAUAGGGCUCGCUCAAAAUCACCGGAAAGUUUCAAGGGCUGGGAUAUCAAGCAAGGAGCUAUAA
Molecule: messenger RNA, 135 nt
Organism: Penicillium digitatum Pd1
Lineage: Eukaryota; Fungi; Ascomycota; Eurotiomycetes; Eurotiales; Aspergillaceae
Source: RefSeq, a predicted model, not a curated record